UGUUCGGUGUACUGCAGCGCUCGCUGUUGACUAGCGUGAGUUUGUUGUUGCGACUAGUGUUCAAUUAUUAUCGUCAUUAUUAUUGCCGCUAAUUUUUAUCAAUUUGAAAUUAAAAUGACAAGAAACUUUAUUACAUUCAAAAAAUCAUUAUAAACUCACCAUGCGGUCGCUACGGUUACUCCGGUGCCGGCCCUUCUCAACCCGAUUCCUGAUCCUUUCGUUUCUGGCGCUGGCCUUCGGUAUUUACUGCUAUUACUACACUGUUACACCGGCUUCUUACCCGAAACCAAGUAACAACAAUAUAAACAGCGACAACUCCGUCUCACUGAAACACGUCCGAGAACCGCAGUCUGUAAAAUUGGAGCAAUGUCCAGUGGUGCGUUCGAGUCAGGCAGAAAUUGAUACGGUCUCCAUUUUUCCGACGUUUGACUUUCAGCCGAACUGGCUCCGCACAAAAGAAUUUUGGGAUCGAACCUUUGAGGAGCGGUAUGAGAAGAUCAAAAACGAUAGUCGGCGUCCGAGAUUAAAGGUAUUUGUUGUGCCUCACUCGCACAAUGAUCCCGGUUGGCUGAAUACGUUCGAGCAAUACUUCGAAACAAAGACGAAAAACAUACUCAAUAAUAUCGUCACGAAACUAAAUCAGUAUCCCAACAUGACGUUUAUAUGGACUGAGAUAUCUUUUUUGAAUGCGUGGUGGGAACGCUCCCAUCCCGUCAAACAAAAGGCCUUCAAAAAAUUGGUGAAAGAGGGUAGAGUCGAAAUCACAACGGGUGGCUGGGUAAUGCCUGACGAAGCGUGCACUCAUAUAUACUCAUUAAUUGAUCAGUUCAUUGAAGGUCACGUUUGGGUCAAAGCCAACCUUGGUGUAACUCCAAAAGUAGGUUGGUCGAUAGACCCAUUCGGCCACGGAGCUACGGUGCCGUACCUGCUAGACAAAAGCGGCCUAGAAGGUGCUAUCAUACAAAGGAUACAUUACGCUUGGAAACAAUGGUUCGCGCAAAAACAAAUAGAAGAAUUUUAUUGGAUGCCCGGCUUCUCCUCUAAUAAACCAUCCCUAGUUAUUCACAACCAACCCUUUGAUAUUUAUUCUAUUAAGAGCACGUGUGGCCCUCAUCCUGCUAUUUGCCUAAGUUUUGAUUUUAGGAAAAUCCCCGGCGAAUACUCGGAGUACACGGCGAAACAUGAGGACAUCACGGAACAAAACUUACACAGUAAGUCAAAAACGCUCAUGGAAGAGUACGACCGCAUCGGCUCACUCACCACACAUAACGUUGUGCUCGUGCCUUUAGGCGACGACUUUAGAUACGACUAUGGCAUUGAAUUCGACGCUCAGUACGUCAAUUAUAUGAAAAUGUUUAAUUACAUCAACAAACACAAGGAGAUAUUUGACGCCGAUGUUUCCUUCGGUACACCUGUUGAUUACUUCAAUGCUGUUAAGGAGAGACACGGCAGCAUUCCCACACUACGCGGAGAUUUCUUCGUCUACUCGGAUAUUUUCAGUGAAGGGAAACCGGCUUAUUGGUCUGGUUAUUAUACUACGAGACCUUAUAUAAAGAUUGUUGCGAGGCAGUUCGAACACCACCUCCGGGCGGCGGAGAUACUAUUUACUCUCGUAUCGAAUUUCCUUAGGCAAUCUAACAAGCACAUGUUCGAAUCAUCGGAGCGAAAACUGGAAAAAUAUUACGAACAGUUGAUCACAGCUCGACGAAAUUUAGGCCUUUUCCAACAUCAUGAUGCCAUCACUGGAACUUCCAAAGCUAGCGUCAUGUAUGACUACGGAACGAAACUCUUCACGAGUAUUUACCACUGCAUUCGCUUGCAAGAAGCCGCCCUCACCACCCUGAUGAUACCCGAUAGUAAACUUCACACACAGAGCAUUCUUCAGAGUGAACUGGAAUGGGAAACAUACGGAAAACAACCUAGAAAAAUGCUAGUGACGGUCGUCGAUAAAAAGAAAGUCAUUCUUUUUAAUCCUCUGGCAGAGCAAAGGACUGAAGUCAUAACGCUUAGAUCAAAUACUACUAACGUCCGAGUGUACGAUACGCAUAACGAAAAAUAUGUGCAAUACCAAAUAACGCCCAAUAUUGAUAUCCGUGAUAACGGGAAAUUUGCAAUAAGCGACAUUAACUUUGAUGUAAUGUUCGUGGCCACCCUGGAAGGAUUUAGCGUAAUGACUUACAAUCUCGAAGAAUACACGAACCAUUCCCAGCACUGCGUAGUAUUUUGUAACAAUUGCACUGAACAAAAAUCUGACCCUGACAGAGCUAAUAAUUUUGUUAUUAAAAAAAUGAUGCCAGGAAAUAUACAGUUGGAGAACGAGGUUAUGAAAUUACUCGUCGACCGUAACACUGGCUUUUUAAGACAAGUUUACAGAAAAGAUAUUCGCAAGAAAAAUAUCGUGGAUAUUCAAUUUGGUGCAUAUCAAAGCGCUCAGAGGCAUUCUGGGGCUUAUUUGUUUAUGCCGGAUUAUGAUCCACCCGAGAAAGAUGUAUUAGGUCAAUAUACGAAACCGAAUAACAUGCAAGAUGAAAAUGUCAUUAUUGUUUCGGGGCCAAUAUCUACUGAGAUCACCACCAUGUAUUUGCCUUUCCUAGUACAUACGCUUAGAAUUUAUAACGUGGAUGAUCAUGCACUUUCACAUGGUAUUUACAUGGAGACAAUAGUCGAUUACGAGAGCCCUCCCAAAAAUAGGGACACAGAAUUAUAUAUGCGAAUACAAACGAAUUUACAGAACGGGGAGGUUCCAGAAUUUUACACUGAUCAAAACGGUUUUCAAUAUCAACGGAGAGUGAAAGUGGAUAAAUUGGGCAUCGAAGCGAACUAUUAUCCGAUUACAACUAUGGCUUGGAUACAGGACGAUGAAACAAGAAUGACUUUGAUUACAAAUCACGCUCAAGGAGCGGCUGCCUUUGAGCCUGGUCGACUCGAAGUAAUGAUGGACCGUAGGACCCUUUACGACGAUUUCAGAGGCAUAGGUGAAGGUGUCGUUGACAAUAAGCCAACCGUGUUCACUAAUUGGUUGCUAUUGGAACCCAUAAAUACUAAGAGAGCUAAAAGAGAUACACAUCGGCAAGGUACCGGACCGUUCCAAAAACGGAGAUUUAAUACAGAACAAAAGGCGCCCGUUUACGAGUUGCCUUCGCAGACUGCUGACUAUUUGAGCAGAACACUCAACUAUCCCGUGAAUGCUUAUGUGGUCGAUACGAGUGAGGUCGGUGAAAUUGAAGUGAAGGAACAUCAAUCGUUUUUGACAAAUUUCCCGAGCGGAAUACACGUUGUAUCAAUGCGUACUAUCACUGACGAAGUGUUGGAGCAGUUUCCGAGCAAUUCCUGCUUUAUGGUACUGCAUAGACCUGGAUUUAGUUGCGAUGUUGGGAAUACUUCGCCUCAGACCAAUUCCCGAUUUACGACUGAAACUAAAUUUAAUGGACUCAUUGUUAACAACCUGGUUUCGGUCAGUCUGACCGGCCUUAAGACUUAUAAGAAUCUUAGUAGUUUAGCUAAUAUCACUUUGGAGCCAAUGGAAGUUAAGACGUAUCGAGUUCGGUUUUAAAGACUAACUUGAAAUAUAAAUAAUACAAUUAUUAUAAAGUUUUGGUGACCUCUUUUUGUCAUCAAAGACUAACAUAUAGAAAGACUUAUAAAUCUACGCAUUAGUAUAAGACCAGCUACAGAUCUGACAGCAUCGGACGAAUACCGAAAUUGGAGUGAACUGUACGACGAACCUAGAAAAUUAUUAGGUAGAACUGUCGAUUAUUAUCGAUAUCUUGGAAUUAAAUGUUUAAUAAUUUCAAAUUGUAUUGUUUGAAUGUAAAAUGUAAAUGUUUGAUAGGACAUUAAAUGAAAAGAUGAAAUUCGCCUUAGCUUUGCAAGAUGACAUAAUUUAUUAAAUUUAUUAUGACACGUUUAUUUUACAUUUGUUUUGAUAAGCUAAGAUUUUCAGUACCUAUCACUAUUAAUUCAUAAUAAAACAAGUCUCGAUUUAGAAGAAUCUACCUCAGGACCAAAUAAUGUAACUUUAUAAAGGAUUCGAAAUCUUUUAAAUAAUUUAUUUAUAGUCAUAAUUUCAAUCUUUCCCUGUUUUGAAAUCAAUUACAUGCCGUCGUUUGGCGCAGUGUGUUACUAUUGCUAUAAUGAAAAUUGAACAUUUUUGACAUAUUUAUUGUAGUUGAGAUAGUAAUAAUAUUAAGUAACUGUAACGUAUUUAAAGAUAGGUAGGGUACUCUGGAUCUCGUAUACAAACUUAUUUCAGUUGUGAUAUUAUAUUCAAAUGUACAGUAUGGGCUUGAAUGUUAAUUUAAUGAGUGUUUAGUUACUAACGCUAUUAUUUAUCUAUGCGUAUUACAAUACAAUUCUUAUUUUAGUAAAAUUUUAUCUGUAUUUAGAAUUUUUUAAUCGUAUAUCUAUAACAAUCUUUGUUAAACAUUCCAAUAAAAUAAUAAUAAUUCUUCAUUUAUGUAAUUUGUAUUUAUUAAUUUAUUUUACAUUGAUACAGUUUAACAGUGCAUAAUCCUUUAUCACAGGUUUUAAUGAAUACUGAUCACAAAUGUUUUUGUGUUCCAUUAUAAUAAUAUUAUUUAUGUAUAACUGAAUGUCUAGUAAUAAUAUAGGAAAAUUAUCGUGAAAUUGAUCUUCUCAUAAAAUUUGUAUAUAUUAUUAACAUUUUUGUAUAUAUUGUGUUAUGUAAAACUUAAGUACAAUGAUUUGAGUCAGUUAGGUAUGAAAAUAAGAAUAAAACAUUAUGUUAAUUUAAUUUAUUUAUAAUCAUUACAAAUAAACAUAUUUUUUUUAACUAUUAAUUGUGAUAAAAAUACAUCGCUCUUGAAACUAAUUUUGUAAAAAUGUUUAUAUUAUAGUUUUAUUUAUUUUACAUAAUUUUAGUAUGAAAAUUAUCGAAAGCUUGGUUGUAUUUAAGCACAUAGCAUUAAGAGUAUCAUGUACAAUCUGUUCACGAAUCAAGUAGACGAAAUAAAACCAUCAAUUAUUAUACUUUAA
Molecule: messenger RNA, 4995 nt
Organism: Colias croceus (clouded yellow)
Lineage: Eukaryota; Metazoa; Arthropoda; Insecta; Lepidoptera; Pieridae
Gene: alpha-Man-IIb
Product: alpha-mannosidase 2
Exons: 8
Coding region: 161-3553 (1130 amino acids)
Biological process (GO): protein deglycosylation; N-glycan processing; mannose metabolic process
Cellular component (GO): Golgi membrane
Molecular function (GO): carbohydrate binding; alpha-mannosidase activity
Source: RefSeq, a predicted model, not a curated record